Messenger RNA from Trichomonas vaginalis G3, 996 nucleotides. RefSeq lists its product as uncharacterized. Lineage: Eukaryota; Parabasalia; Trichomonadida; Trichomonadidae. The transcript has a single exon. The record is from RefSeq and is a predicted model, not a curated record. The coding region runs from base 1 to 996 and encodes 331 amino acids.
AUGGGAAAAGAGAUACAAGGAGAAGAACCUGUUACUCCAGGGCCAGGAUAUUACACUAUUAAAAGUGAUUUUGGGUCUGGCCCCAAGUACACACUUUCUCCAAAGUCUUCAUCAACAUAUCUAUUAGGAAUUGAUAGUCAAAAUUCUCAUGAAAAUGAUCAACCAAGUCCAGGAUUUUACUAUGUCCCUCCGCCGUUUGCUACUCCUAAUUUCAAAAUCAAUUAUCCACAAAAGAACAGUUCAACACCAUCACCAAGAAAAGUGAAACCAUCAUAUUCUACCAGUAUUCAAGGCCCUGGACAGUUUAACAUUCCAGUUUUACCCAAUAUGCCUACACCUCCUUCUUAUACUAUCAGCCCAAGGCCUAAGAAGGAAAGUUGGAUGUUAACUGUUGAUACCCCAUCUCCUCUUGACUAUUCUCCACGCUUUGACUCACCAGGACCAAAAUAUACAAUUCGAAAUGGAUCAUUGGACGAAAAUUCUCGAUUACCUGUUAGCUCACCUGGUCCAGCUGACUAUCUUCAUCGACCAAAAGAUACAAAGUAUGCAUAUAUUCACGGAACUUCUUACGAACCAAAGACAACCUUGACGCCUGGUCCAGGAAAAUACAAUAUUGAGACUGUUUUCGCAAAAGGUGCUCGCCAAUGUGCAAUUCGUCCACUUGUUCGCAGAUCAACAGAAACAAUUAACUGUGCUCCUUAUUAUAAUCCAAAAGAUACUGAAUUCACUAAAAUUAAGGGUCUCACAAUACCAAAAUCUGCUCGUCCUGAGAAGAGUUAUCAUACCGCAUCUCCAGGACCUGCUGCUUAUUCUCCAACAACAUUUAAAAGGAUAACUGGACAUAAACUUCCUCCUAGACCGACAAAGGAGCAACUUGAAAAGGAAGCAGAGAAACAGCGUAAGAAAGCACUUGAAUCUUCUCCAGGUCCUGCUUCUUACAAUAUUAUGUGGACAGCAAUAGAUAAGAACUCCCCUGCAUUUGAAUUUUACGGAUAA